Penicillium brevicompactum is the source of this 357-nucleotide messenger RNA. RefSeq lists its product as uncharacterized. The transcript is spliced from 2 exons. Lineage: Eukaryota; Fungi; Ascomycota; Eurotiomycetes; Eurotiales; Aspergillaceae. Bases 1 to 357 code for a protein of 118 amino acids. The record is from RefSeq and is a predicted model, not a curated record.
AUGGCAGAAAACAACCAUGCUGAAGGCCUUCCAAACGGCCUCCCAAAUGGCCUGCCAAAUGGCCAUAGAAGCCAGUCUGGACCGGACGAGGGUCCAUUGGCUAUCCCGACGGCCGGGGAACCGACCGAGGGCAGCGAGGCCAUGGACAUAAUCUAUGGCCAAAACGGCAUUAUCGAAUGCCUAUUCCAGGUUGAGGGUAUUCUCAACCUGCUUCCGCAGACGGCUACCGCCUCCAAUACCGGUGCAGGGACAGCACAGGCGGAGGAAGUCCAGUUCAACCUCCAGAUCCACCCACGGAGGUUGCAGCAGCUUCUACAGGCUUUGCGAGCCCACAUCGAAACAGCCUUGGAAGGAUGA